AUGGAGUGCCCUCAAGUGAGCUGGACUGAUACGACCGACAUCCUUCACGGCAUCAUGGCCCCGCAAGAGGAGUCGUACAUGCAUCCUGGCCUGACUCACGGCCACCAAGCCGGCCUGUCACUCGACUCAACCCUGGAUCUGGAAUUUGGACUGGCCGAGUCGCAUGCCCAAACGGCAGUGCCGGAAUGGUCAAGCGUGUUUGCUCCGUCCGCAGGAUCUCCCGAUUUCUGUCACCCAUACUUUCACCCAUCACGCCUGACGGCCAGUCAGGACGCAUGGAGCCCGCUGCAGGUCACCGGUGUCCCUAGUCAGUCCACCAUGUCGCACAUGCAAAUGCCCAAGGCAGAUCACGAAGCAGGCUUCGUCAGAGAUCAUUAUCGCACCCCGUCAGAGACUGGCAGCCAGCAUCUGGGAAGUCUUCAUUCGGGCGACUCCGGGUACGGCGGGACCAGCUGUGGGACCAGAUCGGUGGUUCCAUCAUCCUACGGUGUGGAUUCGAUCUCGAGCCCACUGGCGGGCUUCAAUGAACAAAGCUUUGGGGACUCAAUCUCCAUGUUCAACCGGGCCUUUGUUGGAUCCACAACUUGUUCGGAGGAUUUCCCGAGCUCGCUGGUCGAGUCGGUCAAGUGCGAUCAUCCGACAUGCACAUGGGUGGGAAAGUGUCCCUCAGAUAAAAGAAAGCAUGAGGCUCGGCAUCGCAAGUUGUUCAAAUGCGACGAACCGAACUGUCCGCGCAAGGAAGGGUUUGGAACCAUUAACGACUUGGCCCGCCACAAGAAGUGCGUUCACAACAAGGAACCCGAGCGCGGGCCCAAGAUGAUGUACCUUUGCUUUGGACAGAACUGCCCCCGGCCCAACAAGAUGUGGCCUCGACAAGACAAUUUCAAACAACAUCUCAGCCGGAUGCAUCACGGCGAGGAUGCGGAUGCACUUCUCAAGAAAUCCAUGGAUUGGUACGAAAGUUCCGGGCGAUCCCUCCAAAGCAACGAGGAUACAGUUUCAGAAGACGCCUUCAGCGAAGCCCAGCAGGAUCUGGUUUACAAUCAUAGCGCAAACAUGAACGCACCGUCAUCUACAAACAGCCCGAAAGAAGCAGGAGAAAGCUGUCUGCCAGGGCUCCCAACACCCAGACCUCUGCACUAUCACUCUACGCAGAUUCAACCCGAAAACUCCCAUCCAGAGCCCUUCCCUUCGCUUGCGGUGGAUGAUCAUCCCAUCAACGCAGAGCCCGAGCCCGCCAGAUCCGGCACAUCCAUCUCAGACGCAGCAGACAACCUCAUCAAUGCAAUGACCAAAAUGAUGAACGCCCGUGGUCGAAGAUCUAGCCAGCACAGCGACGAAGGAAUUGAGAUUGAGGCUGAGGGUACUGAUCUCCCCCAACCAAAACGCCAGAUGUUACAAAAGAUUCUCGCCACUGCUUUGGAACGCCUUUCUGAAAAGCCAGGGGUGGCCCCGACUAUGGUGGAAUCUAACGAGGACAAACACGACUGGUUCCAAUGUGAUGUUUGUCCCAAGCGAACCAGAUUGCGCUGUGAGAUGAAAAAACAUCAAAAACGUCACGAACGUCCCUACGGCUGCACAUUCCCACAGUGUGCCAAGUCCUUUGGCAGUAAAGCCGAUUGGAAACGUCACGAAACCUCGCAACAUCUCAACAUUCCCAGUUGGCUCUGCACUCUACAUGACCCAGUCAAGAAUGGUGUCUGCGAACGCAUCUUCUAUCGCGAGGAACUCUUCACGCAACACCUUAACCAGGCGCAUACUCUGCCCAAGACGAGAGUCGUGCCCGCUGUCCAGGCAAGCCGUCUCGACGUCGCGCAUCAAUCACAAUAUUGGUGUGGCUUUUGCACCCAAUAUCUUCCGCUCAGCAGCUCUGGCGCCAUGGCGUUGGAUGAGCGUUUUAACCAUAUUGAUGUGGAGCAUUUCAAGAAGGGAGUCAAGGGAAAACAGUGGUGUUUCCCGUCGACGAGUAUUGCUGGCAAUACCGACGCUGUUGUCGGAUCAGUGUUUGCGAGUGAGAAUGUGACUCUGCAUGGCUUGGAGAGAGUGAGUCGGAAACGGAAACUUGGGACUCGGCAGUGA
This is a messenger RNA of Penicillium oxalicum, 2079 nucleotides long. RefSeq names its product putative C2H2 finger domain protein. The coding region runs from base 1 to 2079 and encodes 692 amino acids. The transcript is spliced from 5 exons. Gene Ontology annotation, biological process: regulation of transcription by RNA polymerase II. The record is from RefSeq and is a predicted model, not a curated record. NCBI's taxonomy places the organism in Eukaryota, Fungi, Ascomycota, Eurotiomycetes, Eurotiales, Aspergillaceae. Gene Ontology annotation, cellular component: nucleus.